This is a messenger RNA of Labeo rohita (rohu), 4166 nucleotides long. Its product is annotated as myosin-11. NCBI's taxonomy places the organism in Eukaryota, Metazoa, Chordata, Actinopteri, Cypriniformes, Cyprinidae. The transcript is spliced from 24 exons. The record is from RefSeq and is a predicted model, not a curated record. Bases 418 to 3246 code for a protein of 942 amino acids.
CAUAAUAGUACAUCUUACUAGGAAUCAAUAACAACUAAGAUGAUAUUAAAGGAUAAUAUAUUUGCCAAAUUACCGUUACCACUCUUUUGGGACACGUUAGCAAGAAAUAGUCCUGUGAGCUCACAAAAUGAUUAUUCACUGAAGAGGUGGGCUGGACACACACUUUCAGCGUCCUGUAUAUGACAGUCACCAUAGAUACCUGCUGCCAAGGCUUCUCUUUCAACAGCACUGAAUACUCAAUAAGGAAACUGACUGAGUGUGAAGUACUGAGUGUGUAUGAAAUCAAAACAGAAGGAGGAAAAACAGCCAUAAGCAAGGAUACAAAAGGUUCAAACUAUCUGGGUCGUGUGAAAUAGUUUCGUAUAAGGGUAGGACAAUCUGCAGUUGAGUACACAGUAUCUCAGCUCACUUUUGAAUAUGGCCAACUGGAGAGGAGAAAGAAGAAGCCUUUCACCUUCAGGAUUCUGGAGUGAUCAGGAAUGGGACGCUGACCUGGGCCGUAGAUCUUUCCGGAGCACUCUUAAGUCUCUAAGUCCCCUCGCUCUCCCGGAUCUUGACUUUUGGGAUAGUAGAUCUCUUUUUAAACCUCAGAAAUCUCCAGCAUGGAGUUGUGUAGGAUUAUCUGGAUCGACUGACCGCUCGAAAAUCAGCACAAGCACUCUUGGCAGCCAGAAACACAGGGACCCUUUGGGUAUGACGAGAUGGUCAUCUACAUCCCGUCUGGCUCCAGAAGGAGCUCCGCGAUCACAUUCUUCUGCUGAGGACUUUGAGCUCAGAGCCGCUCUGGAGGAAAGCAGCAGGAGGAGGGCUGAGCUCGUCCAGAGGCUCAGAGAGGCCAGAGGUCACUUGGACGCUCAGACAGACCUUCUGAAAACCAAAGGAUCUCAGCUUCAACAAAACCAGAGCAUCUCAAAUGUUCUGGAGAUGAAGCACAAGCAGCUGUCUGAAGCAGUGAGUGCUCUUGAACAAGACAAGGAAGCUGCAGAGCUGAGUCGAUUUGAGGAAAGCCGCCGUCGAGGGGAAUUACAUGACAAAGUUCUGCAGCUUGAGUUGGACAUUUUGAAGAUGAGGUCCAACCUGGAGAGAAGAUCUCCACCCACAUCACCAAACCCUCUCAACAAAACUCUGCCCGCUGCAAAAGACCAAACCCUCCAAGAGGGACAGAGGCAGGUUGAGAAGGAGAUAAAGAAGCUCAGAGAAGCUCUCAGAGAAGCUGAGGAGAGAACAGAUAACCUGGAGUAUGAGAAGGACAGCGCACUGAGACAGCUCCACUCCUCUGAAGAGAGUAAGCAAGAGGCCAUUAACCAAGCAGAACAGUUGGAACAAAGACUGAGUAGCUCCAUCAAGGCCCAGAAAGAGCUAGAGGACCAGCUGAAUGAUGCCUGCAGCCGUCUGGGACAAAUGGAGCUGGAAAAAGACCUGUUUUCUACCAAAACCCGGAGGCUAGAAGACCAUCUAAAUGACUUAAAGGUCAAACUAUCCGGAACUUUAAUGAACAAAGACCGUCUUGUCCAGGAGAAAGCAGAGCUGCAUCAGAGGAUCCAGGCUUUGGAUCUACAGUUGCAAAUGGAGCAGAGGAGCAAACAAGGCUUCAGUGAGCAGAUGUGUGAGCUCCAUUCAGAGCUGUCUCAAGCUAAGAGCCAGGCCAGCAAACAGAAGAAGGAAACCGUGUUGAUGAAGGAAGAGCUGCUUUCCAUUAAAGAGUUGAACGAAAAGCUGUCGUCAGAUCUGACCAAGGCUACAGAGAGACUACAGGUGACCCUUAACCAGCUACACGAGCUGGAGGCAGAGAAACUGAUACAAACCAAUCAGAUUACAGCACUGGAGACUGAGCGAUUGCAGCUGAUAGGGGAGAAAGAGGAAAUGAGGAAAACAUUUGAUGAUGGACUUCACGAGAAGAUGAUAGAGCUGGGAGAAAGAUGCUGCCAGCACAGAGAACUGCAAGACAAUCUAGAGGAAGAAAAUCAGACUCUGCGAUUAAAAUGUCAAGACCUGGAAAAGAAAGUCCAAAUCUUAGAGGCGGAGCAUAAGCACAAAGAGGAGGAGCAACAGCUAAUGAGGGCGGGGUUUGAGCGGGAAAAGGAGGAGUUAAAGAAACUGGCUGCUCACUGGAACGAGAGAUGGCUGGAUGUGGCGAUGACGUUAUGCUCAACACAGACAGAACUUGAUGAGCUCAAGAGUCAACAGCGAGGGAAUGACAACCGAGAGCCUGAAGUGCCACUAGAUGCCUGCAAGCGACAGAUAGAGCCUGAAAGGGACCAAAGCCAUGUACAGCAGAGACUCAUGAGUAACUCUGUGUCUCUUGAAGACAUGAAUGGAGAGUUGGUGGAGCUGCUGAAGGUGAGGGACAUGCUGAAGAUCAGAGAUAUUGAGAUGGAGGAACAGCUACAGGAGCUGCAGUCUGCUCGUGAUCAGGUGGCACAACAGAGUGCUGAAGUCCAGAGGCUGAAGCAGCUUCUGGGAAAGAAAGAUCAGGAAAUUAAAGAAAAGGAUCAAGAUCUGAAGAAUCUGGACAUACAGAGGAUAACAGAGAAAGCAGAGGCUCAGAUCAAGAUAUCUGCCCUGGAGCAGGAGAUUUUUGGACAUAAAGGCCUGCAGUUGCGAGAGGAAGUGGACAGUGAAUGCAGUCAUGAGGACUUAGUGUCAGUAAAGACCCUGUUAGAAGAAAGCAGAAGGCGAGCUGAAACGCUUGAGCAGGAGAGAAACCGAGCCUUACAAAAACUGCAGGAUCUUGAACUUCUCUAUCAGGAUAAAACAGAGAAAGAAUCUCCACCAGAGACUAAAAAACAGAAACCUGUCAGUUCAGACUUUGUAGAUCCUAACCAACAGAGGAGGCUGGUCACAGAGCAGCUGAAAAGUCUUUUCAGAGAGAGGGAGCAGCGUGGAGAAAGGUCUCCAGUGUUCCCAAGAACAUCUGGGUUGGUCGAAAACGGCGUUCAAAAUGAUACAAGUAUUAAGAACUGGAAUACUGUUGACACAUUAAACCAUCAGGGAAGAAAAACACAGAAACUGGAGCAAGAACUCCAGCAGGGGGCAGCAAAGAGAUCUUCAUCCCAGAUCCCUGUCUCUCAUGGGGGCUCAAAAAGGUCAGAGGAAGGGGAGAAGCAGAAACAGCCAACCAACCUGAAGAAGCACAACAAGACGAUCCAGGACCGAUUUCCCCUGGGCUGCAGUGAUGGAACAUUCCAUGCAAGGCAGGUUGAGGUUUGUGACUCAGAGCUGGAAGAUACGGAAGGGUCCAUUUGAGGAGGAGAGGGGAGCCAGCUUCUGGAGUGAUGAAAAUCCAUUCAUACUGCACUGACGACUUUACUAAAUGCAGCAUUCAUCAUAUUCAUUAUGAAUUAUACAGUACAGCUAAGCUAUUAAAAAACUAAUUUUCUGGCAUGUUGCCAGUUUUUCGCUAUUGUUAAUUUUUAAAUGACACGAAAAUCCAACAUGAUGUCAUAUGAAAGACUUUAUUUAUCAGUUUGAUCACUUUUCCCAUAAAUACUAACUUUUUAUUGUUUUGAAUACAGUCAGAGGUUAUUUUAUUUGAUAUUCGAGUUCACUGAUACAAACAUUUGUACUGAGUUUUUACAACAGCAAUGUAAUAGUAAUAUUAUUUAGUUCUAUAUAUUAUUUAAAGAUAUUCAUGUCCAAAACAUGAACAGCAUACCGAAUGCCAGUAUAAUAAAGGUUAUUAAUUUCUGUCCAUGGUUGGGUCAGACUUGAGGUUAUGUCAGCUUUUCAUUUUGCACUUAUGGUUGAAAAACAUGAUGUUGCGUAGUUUCUGCUUGGCUUUCAAACCAACACAAACAUGCCCAGUGUCACUGAGUAGGUGCCCCUCUGCCAAAAGAAAAAGACGAAAUAUUCACAAAAUAUGCAUUAUGAAGAAAUUCUGUUAUUAAUUACUCACCCUCAUGUACGAAGAUUGUAGCUUCAUAACAUUACUGUUGAACCACUAUUCACUUGGACUAUUUUAAUGAUGUCCUUACUCCCUUUCUGGGCCUUGAAUGUGUCAGUUGCGUUGCUGUCUGUGCAGGGUCAAGUUCUCAGAUUUCAUCAAAAAUAAUGUAAUUUGUAAUCUGACGAUGAACAGUGGUCUGACGGGUUUGGAACGGCAUGAGGGUGAGUAAUUAAAUAUCAAAACCAGUGUUAAUAUGCAGUCGUACAAAUUAUGUAACACC